This is a messenger RNA of Caenorhabditis briggsae, 1800 nucleotides long. NCBI's taxonomy places the organism in Eukaryota, Metazoa, Nematoda, Chromadorea, Rhabditida, Rhabditidae. The record is from RefSeq and is a predicted model, not a curated record. Gene Ontology annotation, molecular function: zinc ion binding; metalloendopeptidase activity. The transcript has 9 exons. The coding region runs from base 1 to 1800 and encodes 599 amino acids. Gene Ontology annotation, biological process: extracellular matrix organization; collagen catabolic process; proteolysis. Gene Ontology annotation, cellular component: extracellular matrix.
AUGCGGAUACUGUUUCUGCUAGUUAUUUGUUUAGUUGCAACUUGCUAUGCUGGAUUUUUUAGCUCUUUAGUGUCCAGGUUCACAGGUGGUGGAAGUUCAUCACCUUCUAGUUCCAGCUCAAGUUCGGCUUCAAACCAAAGAAAAUCUUCAGUGUCAGAUGAGAAAGCUAGAGUGGGUUUUUUGAAGUUCAGAUUCAAAAAUAUAUCAAAAUCAUUCUGGAAGGUUUCGUCCAAUAACUUGGGAAUUACCGUAACGGAAGGACAUCCACCACUUAGUUACCUUCAAACUUUCGGAUAUGUCCCGCCAUCAAACUCACUUCAAUCCAGAAAUGGAAUGGCUGGAGACAUUCAGAGUGCUGAGCAAGUAUUCAAAACAGCGAUUCGAAAGUUCCAAGAGUUUGCUGGUCUAGCUAAAACUGGAAUUUUGGAUGCAGCGACUAAAGCGAAAAUGACAUUAUCGAGAUGCGGAGUCACAGAUGCACCAUUGGCAUUGACUUCUGGAUCUAGCCAAUUUAAAUGGCCCAAAAACCGUCUGACAUAUUCAAUUGAAAGUUGGUCUUCUGAUUUACCAAAGGAAGAUGUUAGACGCGCUAUUGCCGAAGCCUAUGGUCUCUGGUCCAAAGUGACUCCUCUCGAGUUUUCCGAAGUUCCUGCCGGCAGCACUUCUGAUAUUAAAAUCCGAUUUGGCGUUCGUAACCACAACGAUCCUUGGCCAUUCGACGGCGAAGGCGGAGUCCUUGCGCACGCCACCAUGCCAGAAUCUGGAAUGUUCCACUUCGACGACGAUGAGAACUGGACGUACAAAGAUGCUAGAAAAAUUCAUAGCAAUCAAGCAACGGACCUGCUGGCCGUAGCUAUUCACGAGCACUCCAGGGAUGAGAAUGCAAUUAUGGCUCCGUUUUACCAAAAAACAACCGAUUCGAAUGGAAAUUAUGUGUAUCCGAACUUGAAGUCUGAUGAUAUUUCAGCCAUCCAAGCGAUCUAUGGAGCUGGAAGUGGAAGAUCUUCAGGUGGAUCUGAUUUUGGAGGAAGCAGUGGAGGAACGAGAACUACUCAACGACCAACAACGACUACAAGAAGUUGGUUUGGCAGAUUCUUCGGAGACGAUGAUGAUGACGUUAGAACCCGUACAACUACGAGAAGGACAACUCUGUGGCCAACAACCCAGUCACCAUUCUCCGGAGAUGAUUGGGGAUCCGGGUCUUCUGGAGGACGUGGAGGUUCAAGCAGUGGAGGCAGAUGUCCAUCUUCCAUUGACGCUUACACACCAAGCUCAUCAUUCUCAUAUGCGUUCUCUGGAUCUCAAGUAUACACAAUCAGUGGGACCAAAGUGACCAAAGUUUCUGCAAUUCACGAUUUGUUCCCAUCUGCACCAACUCCAGUGAAUGCAGCGUUGUGGAAUCCGAUCUCUGGAUCUAUGUUGCUUUUCAGUAGUAACAGAGUGUACAGCUACUAUUUCUCAAAUAUUCGCCAAAUUUUCCAAAUGGAUAGUGGCUUCCCCAAAACGCUUCCCUCCGAUCUUGGUUUUUCAGUGUCUGGAGCUCUUCGUUGGAUUAAUGGACAUCAAAUUUUGAUGAGCAGUGGUGACGAAUUCGCGGUCUACGAUGAGUUCUGGAAUCAGGUCACUUUGAAAAACAGAAUAUCCUCUUAUUUCCCAAACUUGCCACGUGGUGUCAAAGGAGUCGAGUCUCCUGCCGGAAGUGUCAUCACCGCAUUCACCUCAAACCAAGUUUUCGAGUACAACUCUCGAACAAAGUCCAUUGGUCGACAAUCCGGAUUCUCCAGUUAUAUUGCUUGUUAA